Momordica charantia (bitter melon) is the source of this 1557-nucleotide messenger RNA. RefSeq names its product Ribosomal protein L4/L1 family. The record is from RefSeq and is a predicted model, not a curated record. NCBI's taxonomy places the organism in Eukaryota, Viridiplantae, Streptophyta, Magnoliopsida, Cucurbitales, Cucurbitaceae. Gene Ontology annotation, molecular function: structural constituent of ribosome. Gene Ontology annotation, cellular component: ribosome. Gene Ontology annotation, biological process: translation.
CUCCCUCGCCAAGCUUUGCGCUUUCUCAUUCUCAGGACCUGCGAAGCACACCUCUUCACUAACGGUAGCUGGGAGUUUGCAGAUCUUUCGUUCUGAGCAUCUGCGCUUAAUUCAGCGAACUUAGAUUUGGAGGCCUAGAGCAAAGGUUUCGAAGGACUUACUCUUGUCGAUGAAUAGAUAGCAGUCUGAUUGUGGCAAUACUGCUGCCGACUCUUUUAGUGGUUCGUUGUAAGUAUGGCAAUCGCAGUGUCUAGAAGGCUGUUGCGCUCUCUGGGCUCCUUUCCAACAUUUGGGCAAUGUAAUUCUUCGUGUAUUAUGAACCAGUCAUUAUAUAAUUCCCAUGAAAUUUAUGGCCGCGUUAAUGGGGGUAGCUCGAUGUUCGCGGGCUAUUCUACCCUUUUAAAGGCUGGGUGUUUUUUUGCUUCGCAGGGGCUUUCCACCUCAAUUUUGACUCCUGAAUCAAGCAAGGCUGCAUUUCCUUCUGAUUUGUUGUCUGCUACGCCAGUGGAACUAGAAGAGCGCAAGAUAGGACUUCUUCAGGACCUGAUGAUUCCUGUGACAAACUUUCAAAAUGAAGACAAGGGCUUCAUGGUCUUGGCUGGAGAUGUUUUUGACGUUCCAAUCAGGAAGGACAUCAUUCAUCGGGUUGUUAGAUGGCAGCUUGCAAAGAGACAACAGGGAACACAUUCGACAAAAACAAUUAGUGAGGUUAGUGGAACAGGGAGAAAGCCAUGGCGACAAAAGGGUACUGGUAGAGCAAGGCACGGAACACUGCGUGGUCCCCAGUUCAGAGGGGGGGCAGCAAUGCAUGGCCCUAAACCGCGAAGUCAUGCUUUCAAGCUCAAUAAGAAAGUUCGUCGCUUGGGUUUGAAGAUUGCUCUUUCAGCUCGUGCUGCGGAAGGAAAGCUUCUGGUGUUUGAUAAUUUGGACGUCCCAACACAUAAGACGAAGAACAUCGUGAACUAUUUCAAUGAAAUGGAGAAAGCGAAGAAACUUCUUCUAGUUGAUGGUGGGCCCAUAGAUGAGAAGCUGAAGUUGGCCACACAAAAUCUUCAUUACGUCAAUGUUUUGCCUUCUAUAGGUUUGAACGUUUACAGCAUUCUUCUACAUGAUACUCUUGUGAUGUCUCGUGAUGCUAUAGAAAGAAUUGUCACCCGGAUGCACACUCCAAUCAACCGCUGAAGACGCAGUUUAUUACCUGAGUUCUAUGUUCAACGUCAGUUUUAGUUCAGAUAAGCAAUAACCUUUAUUGAUAUUUCCCCCCCUUUUGCUGCAGGAAGGGGAUUAAACCUGUAUGUUGUUUCCCUGUACUGAUUAGCAAUUUUAAGGCAUCGGACAGUAAGUUUUGUAGCGUAGUUUGUGGGCUCAAAAACCAAAAGGAACAAUUCUUUACCGGCAGAUUCUUCUGUUUUGAUUUGAAAUUAUGGGUGAUUUACAACUUACUAAAUUUGCUGAAACCGAACAAUAAAAAUUGGAUGGAUGAGAGUUGGUACAAUUACAGUCGUUGCUCUUCCCCGAGCCUAUUAAUAUGAAGAUCCCAACUCUACUGGCUUCUCA